Molecule: messenger RNA, 2700 nt
Organism: Argiope bruennichi
Lineage: Eukaryota; Metazoa; Arthropoda; Arachnida; Araneae; Araneidae
Product: DNA helicase MCM8-like
Exons: 1
Coding region: 307-2700 (797 amino acids)
Cellular component (GO): nucleus; MCM complex
Molecular function (GO): ATP hydrolysis activity; single-stranded DNA binding; single-stranded DNA helicase activity
Source: RefSeq, a predicted model, not a curated record
UUUGCUGAAUUAUGUUCUUACAUCUCAUAAAACGACAAAAGAUAAUAAAUAAAUUGAUAUUUAUAAGGAUAAGUUUGCAUCGAAAAUCUUAUUCUGGACAUGACUGCGGUUACUUUCAUUUUUGGCGCGCAAACGAAAAUAUUUUGAUUUGCCCUGUUGGUUGAGUGAAUGUUUACCGUCAGGAAAACUUUAAUUUUAUCUAAUAUGAGUAUUUCUGGUAAAAUGUGAACAAUCUUCUUUCGCUGUUACUGCUUUUUUUUAAAGCUUAACUUUAAAUAAUAGUUAAUAUACACAAGAAAGUAAACAAUGGAUGAUAAUAAGAAGAAAAGAAAAUGGAAUUCGAAUUACCAGAAACAUUUUAAUAAAAAUAAAUAUGAUGUACAUUAUUCUGGUGCAAGCAAAAAAGGUAAAAGUCUUUCAGAUUUUUCAAAUGAGUCGAAUAUUCGAUGGAAUUUAUAUAUGCCAAAAUAUUCAGAAGAGGAUGUGUCUGUUAUAAACAAGCUCAAAAUUGUUGAAAACUAUUUAUCUUCCUUUGAUGAAACGAUGCUUUCAGAAAUAUAUAAAAGUCGCCAUUUUAUCAUAGAUGUAGAUGAUAUAUUAAAGAAUGAAAAAUUUCUUUUAAUGUGGGAAAAUUUUAAAAAUGAGUUAGAAAAUGAAUCUGAUCUUGUCAUAGGUUUGUUUGGUCUGGCAGUAGAGCAUCUCAUUGAAAAAAAUAACUUGCGCGAUCCUAAUGAUUCUUUAGUAAAUAUUGAUGGAAAUUUCUACAAUAUUCAAAAGAAAAUAAAUCCUAGAUUCAUUGGUUUAAAGCAUCCUUUAAGUUUUCAUGAUUUAAAGACUUAUAAUUAUGGAAAAUUUGUUACUCUCAUUGGUAUAAUUGUACGUGCAAGUGAUAUUAAACCAUUUUGCACAAGUAUUGCAUUCAUGUGCCAAAAAUGUCAAACAAUACAAAUUAUUAAUCAAGAAAAUGGAUGUUAUACUACACCUAGUCGAUGUAUAGGAUCAGAAUGUCAUGCUACAAGUUUUAAACCAUUAUUGAAAUCUCCGCUUACACAAACAAUACCAUGGAAAACAAUUCGACUACAAGAACUAAAUAUUAAUCAGAAUGAAGGUGGACGUGUUCCAAGAAGUAUUGAAUGUGAAUUAUAUUGUGAUCUAACUGAAACUUGUAUUCCUGGUGAUGUUGUUGCAAUUUCGGGAACUCUUUCUUUGAAUAAUAUCAAUGAGAAAAAAAAUACAGCCAGUAAAGAUGCAUGUACAUACACUGCAUAUCUCAAAGCAAAUUCUGUAACAUGUUUGAAAGGAAAAAAUAUUGAGAAUAAAGAUGUUUCAAAAUCAAUCCAUUUUAAAACAGAAGAUCUUAAUGUUAUUAAGAAAAUUCAUUCUGAAGACAACUUAUUCCAACUUAUGGUUGCUUCACUGUGUCCUAAUAUUUAUGGACAUGAACUUGUUAAAGCAGGAAUAGUUUUAGCUUUGUUUGGUGGAGGAUCACCAGAAAACAAUGAACUAGCCUUUUCAACUAGGGAGAAUUCCCAUGUCUUAAUUGUAGGUGAUCCUGGUUUGGGUAAAAGUCAGAUGCUUUUGGCAACAUCUGGUAUUUCACCUCGAGGUGUUUAUGUCUGUGGCAACUCUACUACUACAUCAGGAUUGACUGUGACCAUCACAAAAGAGGGUGGUGGAGAGAAUUCUUUAGAAGCUGGAGCUUUAGUAUUAGCAGACCAAGGUCAUUGUUGUAUAGAUGAGUUUGACAAGAUGAUGCAUCAUCAUUCUGCAUUGUUGGAAGCAAUGGAACAGCAAACUAUUAGCAUGGCAAAAAGUGGAGUUGUUUGUACACUUCCUGCUAGAACUUCUAUCAUAGCGGCUGCUAAUCCCUCUGGAGGUCAUUACAAUAAAGCCAAAACUGUAUCUGAAAAUUUAAGAAUUAAUGGAUCUGUUCUGUCUCGGUUUGAUCUAGUCUUUAUCAUUCAAGAUAGACCUGAUCAAAUAUUUGAUAGUAAGAUGACAGAACAUGUUAUGGGGUUGCAUAUGAAAUCAAAAAUUCCAUCUCAAGAAUCAAGUGCUAGUCAACAUUUUGUUAAAUCUCCAAGCAUAUGUGAUUCUUUAAAUGAUAGCUAUCAGUUACUCAGAAAACUUCAAGCAAAUGGUGGAAUAAAACUCAUACCACAUAAAGUGAUGCAAAAAUAUAUUUCUUAUGCCCGUAAAUUUUCACAGCCAAGACUUACUCCUGAAGUUUCGCUUAUCUUGCAAAACUUUUACAUUGAAAUGAGAAAGCAGCACAAACUAAGUUAUAAUUCAAUUCCCAUUACUACUCGUCAACUAGAGUCUCUUAUUCGCAUGACCAAAGCAAGAGCUAGGAUUGAACUACGAGCUUUCUGCACAACAAAUGAUGCCGAAGAAGUCAUUGAAAUUAUGAAAUAUAGUAUGAGAGACACCUUUUCUGAUGAGUUAGGCAAUAUUGAUUUUGAUCGUUCCAUACAUGGGUCAGGCAUGAGCAAACAUUCACAGGCAAAGAAAUUGAUUAACUUUCUUACAAAAGCUGCAGCAACAAAAGGAGACAACUGUUUUCUCAUUAGUGAAAUGAAGGAUUUGGCUAUGCAAGCCAAAAUUUCAAUGAAUUCUUUUUCGUCACUACUUGAUACUUUAAAUGAUCAAGGAUUUUUAUUGAAAAAAGGAUUUCAGCUGUAUCAAAUCCAGACAAUUUAA